AUGGAUAGAUUGGAGAGUGGUUUUGGUGUUGAAUUUAGUGGGGACAGGGAACGGAGUCAACUGGGACGUAUGGACGAUAUGACUAGCACUAGUUAUGGUAGUAGACGUUCUCGACCUGCAGCAGCAGCAGCAGCAACAGUAGUGCAUGGUGAAACACGCAUUAUACCUACUCAAAUAACAGAUACACCGUCAUCGUAUCGAGAAGAAACAGCAGCAGUAGCAGCAUCGAGGAAUUACCGAGGAGAAGGUGGAGGAGGUAUGCGACGAGUUGCGGCGCAUGGGCUGACAGCAUCGGGCAGUGGUGCUGCUGCUGCUGCUGCUGCUCAUUACGAGCCCGAUUAUCAGUCGUUCGACGGUCGACAAAUGGCUUCGGCUGAUCGAUUCGGCGGCGGCGGCGGUGGCGGCGAAAAUCGAGUGGCGUUUCCAAUGCAACAGCAAACAGAAUGGCGCUUCGAGCCGAAACGUCGUUCGUAUCGUUCAAGAUCAUUGGACAAUCAACGAGAUUUCAUAAUCGAUGACUAUUUGUUGACAUCAGAACGGGCUCGUAUGAAGACACCGGCUGUGGAUUACCCGUUGGAUUCAGCGUCAAUUCGACACUGGUCCGAUGCUCGAUUGGCCGGUGGUGGUAGUGGUCGACGUCAUUUGGACGCUGAGUUUUGGGACGAUCAACGAUACCGAUCGGCAGAUACCGGACGACAUGCGUUUUUGGAUGAUAAUAUGUCGGCGGUAAAAAAGAGACUCUCAGAACGAAGACAAGGCAGCUAUCCAUACAGAGAUGUAUCAACACGUAACUAUGAAUAUCAACCAAAUACGGUGGAUAUUGAGUCGAGUUGGAACGCGCCUCUAGCUGACGUUCUUCAUAGCGAUGAACGAGCACUGCCUCCUUCUUCGUAUCGUACCUCUCAGUUGUACGCUGAUGACGAUGAAUGGAGUCGCUCAAUGGCACGACCAACCACCUAUCGUGAUCAGUUCGGAGGCACUGCUGAAUUGAUGAGCACUGCUAAUGCUAGAACAUUACCUUCGUUAAAACGUAGUGACGGUGUUGGUGUUGCAGCAACGAGCACAAGCAGAUUGCGUCAUGAGAAGUCUCCAGAUAAGAGGAUUAGCGGAACAGGUGCUAUUGCAUCGUUGUUGGGCGCUAGACGACACGGUAAAUUCACAACAGUGAGUGGUCGAAGCAGUGGAGGAGCAGUGGCUGCUAGCGGGAUUACGAGUGCAGCGGGCACCAGAAGUGGUCUAGGAGCAUUGUUUCCGUCAUCGUCAACAUCAGCUGCUGCUGCUGCUGCAGCUACUACAAGUUCACGAUCAAGAGGUGUGCUUGAUAGUGAGUUCAAGCCUCAGUCUCAAUCACCAUUUAAUAUAGACACAACACACGCCUCUUAUUAUCCAUCUGUACACGCUCUAACGUCCACUGAUAAUCAACAGCAGCAGCAACAACAACAGCAACGCUUUGGUACAAUGAAAACAAAAACUACAAAGAAAUUUCAUCGGUUUGGUGGUGGUGGUGGUGGUGGUGGUGCAGGUACCUUAAAACCGAAAUCUCGUUCAAAAUCCAAUGAGUUCAUCUACUCACCGUCUUCGUCAACAGGCCUCACACAUUCGGCAACACUGGCCGCUAGUGGUGGCUCUGCAAAAUAUGACGCUUUUAGUGGUGGUGGUGGUGGUGGUGGUGGUGGCAUGAUGAGUACGACUGAGUCAACUGGGCUUGAAGGAGGGCUUGCUGCAAACCGUUCCACAUCACUCACAUAUCGCCCUCAUUCACAAUACUACCAAGCACAACAGCCAAAUCAUUUCUCGUACGGCACUGCUCCUCCAUAUGAAACUAGUGCCGAUCGAAGCGGCACCGAAAUGUUCCAUGCAGAUGAACGUUUCGUAGCGCCAUCGAUAUUGAUCAGCGGUGAUCAGGGCUCAUCAUAUGCUCAGUAUCGACAGCAUCGUAGUGGUCUUUCAUCAGAUGCAAUCAAAACACUCGAACCACUAUCAAUAACCACAAGCACAACAUCAGAUCCUCGCCAACAUCGAACCAUGACAUUCAACGUUGCCACUGAUAAUAAGCGAUAUCCACCACCACCACCACCAGCUGCACCAGUAUCAACAUUCGAGAACGUCACUAGUAUGGGUGCCGCCGAGCAGAAAUUUUAUAAAAUACAUUGUUGUUGUAUGAGUUUUCGAUGGCCACCGUGGCGUUACGAGGAGGUUGAUGCACCGCAACCAAUCUAUCGUCAUCAACAGUGA
Anisakis simplex (herring worm) is the source of this 2235-nucleotide messenger RNA. NCBI's taxonomy places the organism in Eukaryota, Metazoa, Nematoda, Chromadorea, Rhabditida, Anisakidae. The record is from the annotation of a GenBank genome assembly.